UAUUUUCUUUCUCCUUUCUCUCUGUUUCUUCAUCUUCUUCACCUUUUCAUUCUUCUUCUUCUUCAUCACCGUUUAACCCUUCAUCUUUUCUUCUCUCUUACACUCACAUUGCUUCGUUUCUUCACCACAUUUCCUCAAAGAAACCUUUACCACUUACAAUUCCAUUUUUCAUCCUUCAAAUCUAAACUCACCAAGCACCAAAAUAGCAUCCUCAAACCUACCCCACUUUCACUUCUUCAACUCACUCAUUUCACUAAAUCAUACUCUUCUACUUCAUCUGUUUUUCCUACCAACUUCUACUUCAAUUUAUUUAUUUAUUUUUCAUAUCUAAGUGUUCAUGCACCUAUUUUCUCUUAACCUCAUUUCCCUUUUCACCUUAGGUACUAAGAAAAGAAAGUUAAAGAAAAAGGAAGAAACUUUCCAUUUGGGUCAUGAGAUUUGGUUUAUUCAAGUUGAACAUUUCCCAGUUCUUAGCUUAGGUUUUUGAGUUCUUGGGUUUUUAUUUAUUUAUUUAUUUAUUUACCUAGAUCUCUCUAAUUUAAUAAAUGCCAAGCUUUCUUUUUUUCAGUUUUUCAGUUAUUAGCAAUAUUCCGUUUAUUUGUCUAUUUUAAUUUUUCUUUUAUGGUUGGUCACACAUUCUGGUCCUGAAAUCAAUCUGUGAAGUAACAUUUUUUUGUAGAAGUUUGAACCUUGAAAAGUUAUUGUGUAUUAUUUCAAAUGAGCUAUUAUUUGGAAUAAUUUGGGUCCCAUCUGGGCCUAAAGUUUCAAUUUUUAGCACUCAAAUUCAUCUCUUACUGUUAUUUUACUCAAUAAAAAAAAAGUUUCCAUUUUGCAAUCUCUUUUCCUUCUUUUGAAGCUAUUAGUUAUACACGGUUGUCAACACUGUCCAAAUUGAAAGUUGCUUUGUCAAAUUCAUGGUGGUAACUUCCCAAUUGUUGCAAGAUUCUGAGAUGUUACAUGGUGACAGUGUUUGUGGUGGCUUAUUGAGUUUCUGAGUUUUGGACUAAGGUGUUUGGUGUAAAUGUGAGUUGGACAAUUCAACUCAUCUUUAUAUAUCUUAAUAAUUUGUCCUUCUGAGUUUAUAUAGUUAUGCUUCAAAAGGAGUGUUUCCUUAGAUUCACAUUGUUGCUGUGUGUUUCAUUUGGAUUCUUGCUACAUCCUAUUGUAACAUCUGUGAUAUCAUUGGGUUCCAAACUUACUGUUGCUGAUAAUAAUUAUUGGGUGUCCUCCUAUGGUGAUUUUGCAUUUGGGUUCUUUAACAUUUCUGAUGAACCUAACCAGUUUAGUGUCGGCAUUCGUUUCAAUUCGAAGUCUAUUCCUUAUAGCCAACAAACACUUGUUUGGAUUGCUGGUGCUCAUGUCAAAGUAAGCAACAUGUCCUAUUUCCAACUCACUCCACAAGGGGAACUUGUUUUGUUUGAUUCCUUACACGGAGUCACCUCGUGGACAAGUGGGACACAGAACCUAUCUGUUGUUUCGGCUGCUCUUCAUGAUAAUGGAAAUCUUGUUCUGAUAGACACAAAACAAAACAUUGUUUGGCAAAGUUUUGAUACUCCUUCUGAUACACUUCUUCCGGGACAGAGUUUAUCGGUUUACGAUACGCUCCGUGCUUCGACCAAGAAUCCUGAGACUAGUUACUAUAGUCUUUACAUGAAUGCUUCUGGUCGGUUGGAGCUUCGAUGGGAGAGUAAUAUUGUAUACUGGACCAGUGAAAGCCCUUCUAUUUCUAAUCUCACUGCAUUCCUUACAACUGAUGGAGCUCUUCAACUUCGAGACCGAAAUUCGAAAGCUGCUUGGAGUGUGUUUGGAGAAGACCAUAAUGACUCUGUGAAUUAUCGGUUUCUUAGGCUAGAUUUGGACGGCAAUCUCCGGUUGUACUCAUGGACAGAAACUUCGCAAUCAUGGAGAUCUGUCUGGCAAGCUGUUGAGAAUCAAUGCAAGGUGUUUGCUACUUGUGGCCAACGCGGUGUCUGUGUCUUUACUCCUUCAGGUUCUGCUGAAUGCAGGUGCCCAUUUAAGGUAACUGAUAAUAACAAUUGUUUGGUUCCAUUCGAACAGUAUUGUAAAUCUGGCAUCAAUAUGCAACAAUAUAAGAAUGUGUAUCUGUAUGGAAUUUACCCUCCUGAUGAUUCGAUUAUCACAAGUAGUUUGCAGCAAUGCGAACAGUUGUGCCUGAAUGAUUCUCAGUGUAUGGUUGCAUCCUUUUCGAACAAUGGUAGUCCACAAUGUUCCAUAAAGAAAACUAAGUACAUUACUGGCUAUGAAGAUCCAUCUCUUAGCUCAGUAUCAUUUGUUAAGAGCUGCUCAGAUCCAUUUGCUGUAAACCCGAGUCUCAUGAAUUCGCCUCCACCGAAACCGACUCCUCCAAGGCUCUGUGUUCCUUGCUUGGUAGGGGCAGCCUCAGGAACAUUUGUCAUCUUUGCUUUUUUCCAGCUGGGAAUUGUUUUCUUCAUCUGUAGAAGAAAAAGCUCUACUAUGAGAAGAGUCACAUUAGCUUUCACAUUCCCGAAUCCGAAAGGCUUAACAGUGUUAUCCUACUCAGAAAUCAUGAGCAUCACCAGAGACCUCAAGAAUCAAAUCGGGCCAAAUAUGUUCAAGGGUGUGCUACCGUGCAACCGUCUAAUUGCAAUCAAAGACUUGAAUGCAUCCAUCGAAGAAAGGAAGUUCCGGAGCGCUGUUCUGAAAAUAGGAAGCAUCCACCACAAGAACCUAGUGAAGCUGGAAGGUUAUUGUUGUGAGUUCAAUCAUAGAUACUUGGCAUAUGAAUAUGCCAAAAACGGUUCACUUGAAAAAUAUUUAGACGAUUGUACUCUUUGCAAGAAGCUAACUUGGAGAAAGAGAAUUGAAAUAUGCUCAAGUGUGGCGAAGGCGAUAUGUUAUUUGCACUCAGGGUGUAGGGAGUUUGUAAGCCAUGGAAAUUUGAACUGCGAGAAUGUGAUGUUGGAUGAAAAUUCAGUUGCUAAGGUGUGUGGAUAUGGAUUUGCAAUAGUAGACGGCCAGGCUACGUAUUGCGGCUUUUCAGCUGAAAAAGACGUAGCUGAUUUUGGCAAAUUAGUAUUAACCUUGUUAACCGGGCGUCGAGAUGAUCGACAAGUUUGUGAAUGGGCAUAUGAAGAAUGGAUAGAAGGUAGAGUAGCAAAUGUGGUUGAUAAAAAAAUCGAUGGUGGUGCUAAUUCGGAUGAACUCGAACGUGCGUUAAGAAUCGCAUUCUGGUGCCUUCAAACAGACGAACGAAAAAGACCUUCGAUGGAAGAGGUAGUGAGAGUACUAGAUGGUACAUUGAAUGUUGAUCCACCACCACCUCCAUUUCAUUUGCAUUGUGAUCCACAAGAAAAAGGUUCAGAAUCAGAAUCAGUGGUUUAGUAGUGUUAAAUUUGCAAGGAGGCUCUUUUCAUAAAGUUUACAUUUUGAGUUGCCUUAAGAUUGAACAUGUAUAGUAGGACUAACAUGUAGGUGAAAAAUAGCCAUGCCCUUUAAUUUUUGUCCCUCAAACUAUAAGGGGCACUGAUUGUAAACUUUGGUAACCAUGUUCAUUUGAGAUUUGUGGCAUCUUCCUUAUUUUUCUUCCUUUGUGAUGCGCAAAUACUGCUUAUUUAGAUGUUGACAAUGAAAUAUGUUAAAAAGCAAUUCUAGAA
This is a messenger RNA of Cicer arietinum (chickpea), 3635 nucleotides long. RefSeq names its product G-type lectin S-receptor-like serine/threonine-protein kinase SD3-1. The record is from RefSeq and is a predicted model, not a curated record. Gene Ontology annotation, molecular function: ATP binding; protein serine/threonine kinase activity. NCBI's taxonomy places the organism in Eukaryota, Viridiplantae, Streptophyta, Magnoliopsida, Fabales, Fabaceae. Gene Ontology annotation, biological process: recognition of pollen; protein phosphorylation.